GCAGCAGAAUCCAGCUCCAAACAGUAAACAUUACCAACUGCCGCCAAGAACUCAGGAUUUCUUUCGAUUUUGCUUCGUUUUGUAAAAAAAUAGUGUUGCAAAAAUCGUUUAAAAAGUUUCAAAAUUGUUCAAUAGUUGGCAAACGACUAGGGGCAGUUUAAAUAUCUAUAAAUUUCAUAGUUUUCAAUCGCAUUUCACCGUACAGCCCAUCCGUCGGAUUUUGAGGUUAGAAACACAAAGACGUCGAAAUGGAUUUCAGCGCUCUUCUCCAGCAAGCGCAAAAGCUAUCCCACGAUACUCAGGUCUCCGAUGACUUGCCGCGGGUCGAGCGCACGCUGACGCAGGUGCUUCAAGCGACCCAGGAGCUGCACUCGCGCGUCUCCCAGACCGGCGCGUAGGACAUGUAAGCGCACAUUCUGCUCGGCCACAAGGGCCGAAGAUCUCACAGAAGCUGGAGACGCUGAGCUCGCGCUAGACGUUUGAAUCGUUGGAUCCGAUUUCGACGACGGACAUUCAGAGCUUCCUGCGCAACGAGAAGGAGAAUGCGAUUCUGUCCGUUAUCAAGGAGGUGCACAAGAACUCGUUGCAUGCGGCGCAGAACGCCAAGUGGGAGCACACGAUGAAGGACUGGAAGCUGGAAAAGGUGAAGCUGAUGAACGCGUUGGUUGGGCCGUCGCAGAACUGGAUGGACAUCCGGAAGGGGCCGGAGCAGACAACCUUGAACGAGAGCACGUUUGGCGGAAGGUCGUCGUUGAACAACCAAAAAAUGGUGUACGCUCGGGAGGUGUACGAAUUAGGGACCUACAUAGGGAAAUGA
Messenger RNA from Culex quinquefasciatus (southern house mosquito), 817 nucleotides. RefSeq names its product nuclear pore complex protein Nup93. The record is from RefSeq and is a predicted model, not a curated record. The coding region runs from base 620 to 817 and encodes 65 amino acids. NCBI's taxonomy places the organism in Eukaryota, Metazoa, Arthropoda, Insecta, Diptera, Culicidae. The transcript is spliced from 2 exons.